CAGCUGGGCGUGGCAUGGGAUGAGGCUGGGGGGCGGGUACCUCAAGUCACAUACAUGGACAUGUCCAGAAGCGGCGCGGAUGAGUGCAGUUUUGGAGGAUGGCUGUGUGGCACAGGAGGCCCCAGCCGGGGUCACCACUUCCUCUGGCAUCCUGCCGGGCUGCAAGCAGGUGCAGCCAGAUAAAUAUACACCAGGAACAGAAAUUCAAAUCCAGCCACAAUCAGCAUUAAAAAUCUUUCAACAACAGCUGGAUUCAUUUCAGGCACUUCGGCAACAGACUCUGGAGAAUGUUAACAUGGUACAGUCUGAAAUCAGUGAAAUACUGAACAAGAGUGUAGUUGAUGUGAAAACUUCACAGGGUAGCUCAAAAGAGUUUCUGAUGACUAGUUCACCUGCCAAAACACCUGUGUUUACAGAGAGUCCACAAUCACCGUUUUCUAUGAAGGAAUUUCAGUACGAUCAGAAACUCUGCACCCAUCAGCCCCUGGAGGCAAGUUCUAAUAUUUUCCUUGGAAAUGUGGUCAGUGAUGUAAAUAUUUCUCAUCAGAUUUCACUAAAAACUGUAACAGCAGGAAAGAUUGAAAAACCAUUAGGACCAAAUGAAAUCAAAACUAUGAAUACUCUAAGCAAUGAAUAUUUUUUGAAGGAUUUUGCCAAACCUAAAUGUUUUCUACCUUGCACUAGUAUAGAAGCUGCAACUAUUACUCCUGCUAAUAAUAAAUUAAUUUUGGAUGAACCUAAAGCUCCUUUGAGUUUCCUCAAAUAUGAUGAUGAACUUCAUUUAACAGACUUUAACUAUUCUACCAAACAGUUGAAACAAGAACUCCAAAAGCCUCAUGAACAGGAACUAGGACACACAUCUGAACUUCAGAAUGUUUCCUGUAGUCAAUAUAAUGAUUCUGAAUAUAUGCUAAAACAAGAUCCCAAAAUAUCAACUCUGUUUUUAUCUUGCAAGAAAUUAAGUGAGGACUCAAAAUCAAUAGAAAUUUCAAAACCUGAAGAAACAGUAGACAAAUCACAUAUUACACUGGUUUCUCUUCAAGGAAAUAAUCUGAAUCUUGAUAAAGAAUUUAAUAAAGAUUCUGAAUAUGAAAACUUAUGGACUUUUGCCCUUAAAAGUACAUGCAGUACCCAAGAAGAAGCUGAAAGCAAAAACAAAAAUGAAUUUUAUAGCACUGACAAUGGUGUUGAGGGGUUCCAGUUCGAUGUCUUUUCCAAAACAGUAAAGGAUAAGUUACAAAUGCUUGAUCACAUAGAACAACUGCAGAGAGAAAAAGAAGACCAACUGCACAUACUAAGCCAAAGAAUACUAGACCCUGGAAAUCCUAAAUUCAGUGAAAUCAAAGCUGCGUCAGAGUACUCUGAAAAAAUUGAAGUGUCUCAAAAUUCCUCCAAAUAUUCUGAACACUUACAAAAUAAAAUGCUGCAACUUGAGAAUGAAAACAUAACUUUCAAGGCUGAAGUGAAACAUCUUACUGUUAUCAUACAGUCUCUGAGAGAAAAAAGCUCAAAAUAUGAAAAGCAAAUUAAAGCUCUGGCUGUAGAAAAGCAAAACAUGAAAGUCAGAUUAGUUAAAUCAGAAGAAGACAGCAAGGAAUGCAUUAAAGAAGUGAAAAGGUUGUUACGAAAAUGUAAAGAAUUUCAGAACCAAAAUAAAACUCUCCAAGAACAAAGAAGCCAACUCUGUAUUGAAAACCAAUGUAUAAGGCAAGCAUUAGACGACUUUAAAAUUAAGAAUCAGGAAGCACAAGAACAGAUGAUCGCUGCUACUGCUGAAAAAGAUAAACUCACUGUGGUACUGGAUUCUUUGCAAAAGGAAUCUUUGGUCUUACGAGAAGUAAAUCGGAAACUAGAAACAAAAACAUCCCAGCUUAUACAAGAAAAAACCUCACUUGAAAAAGAACUUGUACAAAAUCAGGUUGAAAUAAAGCAACUGAAAGAAAAAGAAAACGUAACAAAAUCUGAACAGGAGACUCUUCUUCAAUCAGUGCAGUUACUUAAAGAAAACAAGUUUAACCUUGAAAUGGCAUUGCAGGAAUGUGCUAAUGUGAGACAAAUGCAACAGAAGGAGCUUGAGAAAGUCCAAUCAGAUAAAACUUAUGCAGAGGAGAAACUCCUUACUGAACUUAGAAAUGCAAAAGCAGAAAUUGACUUUUUGAAAACUAAUUUGGCCAAUGUGGACAGAGACCAGGACAGGUUAUCAGUUGUUGUCAGAAACAUCACAGAGGAAAAUCGGCUACUUAAAAAAGAAAUACAGGACCAUAAACAUGAUGUUUCCAAAUAUCAAAUUAGCAUUGGAAGACUGAAUGAGGACCACUUACUAAUGGAAAACCACGUAAGAACUAUAGAAAAUGAGAGGGAUGUAUUGCAGUUUGAAGUCCGCCACCUGCAGAAGGACUAUAUUAAUCUGCAGGACCAAAUCACUGCCCUGGUUAAUGAGCAGUGUAAAUACACAUAUACUUCAGGGAGUCAGGAGAAAGUUCACUCUACAUAUUCCAUGGAUAUUUGUGAAGAAAUUUCUGAUUACAAGUGUACAGCUUUAGUAUAUAACCCACAAGAGAAUGGAAAGAUUGCUGAAAUGCGAAAGAAGCUAGAAGAGGAAGAGGUACAAAAAGGGAAGAGGCACAAGGACCUGAAGAAAUAUUAUAGCACUAUUUCAGUCAGCUGUACUACAUCUGUAAUCAGGGAGUCAAGAUUUAGAACUGCAGUCAGGAAGAAAUACAGCACAGUUUGCUCUGCUACCUAGUGAUUUGAAUCUAGAGAGUUCAGCAAUGAAGAACACACCCAAGUUAUUGUAUAUAUAUAUUCCUGGUAUAUAUUAUGAAUAUGAUGCCAAAACAAAGGUUAGCACAAUCACCAAUACCUGUUUCACAAUAUAAAAAUCAGAGAAAUUAAGAAAAAAAAAGAAAUAUCUUUAAAAAGGUCAAGUACAAAAACUGCUAUAGAAAUUCAUAUUAAAAAUAUGCUGCUGGGUCGUGUUUUGCAGUAACUUUUGGGGACAAAAUCUCCAUUGAUCUCAAUGGGAAUUUUUCCUGAGUAAGGACUGGAAGAGCUUGCCAA
Alligator sinensis (Chinese alligator) is the source of this 3060-nucleotide messenger RNA. RefSeq names its product coiled-coil domain-containing protein 110. The record is from RefSeq and is a predicted model, not a curated record. NCBI's taxonomy places the organism in Eukaryota, Metazoa, Chordata, Crocodylia, Alligatoridae.